GCGCAAUCCACACCGUGCCUCGACACAGGAACAGAGCAUCACGGUCCUCAGCUGCAUCCCUCCCCCAACUCUCAGCUUCCUGGCCACUAGCUGACUUCAUUAGCAUACACAGUAGCGGCAUGCUCAAGUUCUUUGCAGCUCGCACCGCACCGACCAGGCGAACCUGCGAGUACCUAGAAGAAAACCAUCCAAGCCAGACGGCAUGGCGGAGACACCCAGCUACGCAAUACCUUUCGAGUCUCGCAGAACAAGCAAACCCAGUCCCAGUUGAAGCUCCCUCACCUCAAAAGAAAGAGUUGCAGAGGCAAAACAACCCACGACACACGCACGGCGACAAAACGGUUGCGAUAACAUCAUCCUUCUCCACACCGCUUCAGCCUGACCGGGCCACUCUACGAAUAACGACCAGUUACAACGGCCGCCUGCCAUUUCGACCUUUGCUGUCCCGCCCCUGUCGUUGUGUUGCGGUCCCUCUCGACGAUCCCUGUCGUGUCCAUCGUCACUCUCCACCACCCCCAGCAGCACUCAAGGCGCCCUCGCUCUCACACCACGCUCGCUCCCAAGCCCCCAACACCCCCCCGUUCUGCCUUUGCCGCAGACUCAAUCCUCGACUCCUACGACAUAUUGGGUGGGAGUCUGGCAAGGGCCCCAAUCCGAUCGACACCACAAAGCCACCAAAGUCCAACCAAAAAGGCCAAAGAGGGCAUCCCAGUCUUUGCAACUGGUCCUGAGUACCGCAGAUCGCGACAACUUGGCCGCCUGUGAACGUCAACGUCUGAACCAAAAUCCACCCAAGCCAAGCCAGCUAUUUGUGACCCCUUCACCUCUUUUUCUACCAAUCCCACAGAUCGCAUUCCAUUGUACAGCUACCACGGCCGUCGACGCAACCGCACGCUACCGAGUACACACAUACAUACAUACAUACAUACAU
Colletotrichum acutatum is the source of this 931-nucleotide messenger RNA. RefSeq lists its product as uncharacterized. The record is from RefSeq and is a predicted model, not a curated record. The transcript has a single exon. NCBI's taxonomy places the organism in Eukaryota, Fungi, Ascomycota, Sordariomycetes, Glomerellales, Glomerellaceae. Bases 120 to 731 code for a protein of 203 amino acids.